This is a messenger RNA of Protopolystoma xenopodis, 327 nucleotides long. NCBI's taxonomy places the organism in Eukaryota, Metazoa, Platyhelminthes, Monogenea, Polystomatidea, Polystomatidae. The record is from the annotation of a GenBank genome assembly.
AUGGGCCCUUUCGCGCCCAGCCUCGCAUUGGCCGGCUCUCGGCUGUCCGCCCUUCCGACCGGACUCGUAGCUGGACCCACGCGUCUGCAAGCGAUGGACGAAACGGAGGACACUUUGUCGGAUCCGACCAAUCCAGACUGCCCGUUUGCUCGACUCCUGCCAGCGGGUGGCGCCAGUGCCCUCGUGCGGCUCAGCCGCUUGCCGGCAGAGACGAAGCGCAAGGAACUGCACGCAUUCCUCGGCUCAGACGACAUGGCCAAAAUAUACCGAAUGAAGCGAAUGGUAAGCAAUUACUUUCUAACAAAAAAGCAGACAGCCAAUGCAUAA